ACACACAGACUGCAAUGGGGGCUUUGCAGAUUGCUGGAUUUUGCAUUCUCUUCUUUCUCCUCCACUCUGGAAACACGUUGGCAAAUAAAGCUAGCCAAGAUGUUGACGAAUGUGUCGAGGGGACCGACAGCUGCCACAUUGAUGCCCUCUGCCAGAACACCCCCAAAUCCUACAAGUGCAUCUGCAAGUCUGGAUACUCUGGGGACGGGAAGCAUUGCAAAGACGUCGAUGAGUGUGAGCGGGACGACAAUGCUGGCUGCGUCCACGACUGUGUCAACAUCCCAGGGAAUUACCGCUGCACCUGCUACGAUGGCUUCCGCCUGGCACACGAUGGCCACAACUGCCUGGAUCUGGAUGAGUGCUCGGAGGGGAAUGGUGGCUGCCAACAGACCUGCGUCAACAUGAUGGGGAGCUACGAAUGCCACUGCCGGGAUGGCUUCUUCCUGAGUGACAACCAGCACACCUGUAUCCAGCGCCCGGAAGAAGGAAUGAACUGCAUGAACAAGAACCACGGCUGUGCCCACAUCUGCCGGGAGACCCCCAAGGGGGGCAUCGCCUGCGAGUGCCGGCCGGGCUUCGAGCUCACCAAGAACCAGCGGGACUGCAAACUGACCUGCAACUAUGGAAACGGAGGAUGCCAACACACGUGUGACGAUACAGACCAAGGGCCCAAGUGUGGCUGCCAUGUGAAGUUUGUGCUGCACGCUGAUGGGAAAACGUGCAUAGGGGAGAGGCACCUCCAGCAACACGUUACCCCCCAGACGUUUUCUAAUGAGACCUGCGCCGUGAACAACGGGGGCUGUGACAGCAAGUGCCACGACGCAGCCACGGGUGUGCACUGCAGCUGCCCAAUGGGCUUCAUGCUGCAGCCAGACAGGAAAACUUGCAAAGAUAUCGACGAGUGCCGGCUGAACAAUGGCGGCUGCGACCACAUCUGCAGGAACACGGUGGGCAGCUUCGAGUGCAGCUGUAAGAAAGGCUACAAGCUGCUGAUCAACGAAAGGACCUGCCAAGAUAUUGACGAGUGCUCCUUCGACAGGACCUGUGACCAUGUCUGCAUCAACACCCCGGGGAGCUUCCAGUGCCUGUGUCACAAGGGCUACACGCUGUACGGGCUCACCCACUGUGGAGACAUUGAUGAAUGCAGCAUCAACCGAGGAGGCUGCAAAUUUGGCUGCAUAAACACCCCUGGCAGCUAUGAGUGUACCUGUCCGGCCAGCUGCAAACUUCACUGGAACAAAAAGGACUGCAUAGAGCUGGUGAAAUGCCUGACGGGCCCCAUCUCUCACCGGGCCAUGAUCACCUGCAACAAGAACGGCAAGAAGGACAGCUGCUCCCUCACCUGCAUCUCCAAGGCCCGCUUCCUGCCAGAGUCCGACAGCAGCUACACGGUGAGCUGUGGGACACCCAUCCUGCGCCAGGGGGCCCAGCAGAGGCCUGGCAACAGCAGCCAUCACUGCGUGGAGACUGUCACUGCUCCAAUCAAACAGAAGGCUUCUUUCAAGAUCAAGGAUGCCAAGUGCCACCUGCACCCACGUGUGAAGGGGAAGCAGGACGAGUCGGGGAAGCACGGGGCGCCAGGCGGGGCGGCCCCCUGCUCGGAUUGCCAGGUGACCUUUGUGAACCUCAAGUGCGACUCAUCAAGGAAGGGCAAAGGCCGCCGGGCCCGCAACUCCCCCAACAAGGAGGUGACGCGCAUCACCCUGGAGUUUGAGGCAGAAAUCAAACCGGAAGAGGUCACAGCCAGCUGCAAUAUUAACUGCCUGCGGCAGAGGGUGGAGAAGAAGCUGAAGUCUGCAAUCAAGGCCCUGAAGAAGUCCAUAAACCAGGAGCGGUUCCUGAUCCGCUUUGCGGGCAUGGAUUACGAGGUGGCGCGGAAGCUGAGCAUGUCCCUGGAGAGGCAGGAGAGCUGCGGGCCAGGGCAGCAAAGGCUAGGAUCCAAGUGUGUUAGCUGCCUGCAGGGAACGUAUUACCACGGUCAAAUGGAGCAGUGUGUCCCUUGCCCCCCUGGGACCUACCAGGACAAAGAAGGCCAGCUCUCUUGUGACCUUUGCCCUGGAAGUGAUGCGUACGGCCCGGCCGGAGCAACAAACAUAACCACCUGUGCAGGUCAGUGUCCCCCCGGCCAUCACUCAGUGGAUGGCUUCAUACCCUGCCAGCCGUGUCCCCGGGGUGCCUACCAGCCCGAAGCUGGGCGAGCUCUGUGCUUCCCUUGCGGUGGGGGGCUGACCACCAAACACGAGGGAGCCUUCUCCUUCCAGGACUGCGAUACCAAAGUUCAGUGCUCCCCGGGUCAUUACUACAAUACCAGUGUCCACCGCUGCAUCCGCUGUGCCGUGGGCACCUACCAGCCAGACUUCCGCCAGAAUUACUGCAUCACCUGCCCCGGCAACACCACCACGGACUUCGACGGCUCCACGUCCGUGUCCCAGUGUAAAAACCGCCAGUGCGGAGGGGAGCUGGGUGAAUACACUGGCUACAUCGAGUCUCCCAACUACCCCGGCAACUACCCCGCCAACAUUGAGUGCACCUGGAACAUCAACCCCCCCCCAAAGCGCAAGAUCCUCAUCGUGGUCCCGGAGAUCUUCCUGCCGUCCGAGGAUGAGUGCGGGGACGUCUUGGUCAUGCGGAAAAACUCUUCCCCCUCCUCCAUCACAACCUAUGAGACGUGCCAGACGUACGAGAGGCCCAUAGCCUUCACCGCCAGGUCCCGCAAGCUGUGGAUCAACUUCAAAACCAGCGAGGCUAACAGCGCCAGGGGCUUCCAGAUCCCCUACGUCACCUACGACGAGGAUUAUGAACAGCUGGUGGAGGAUAUUGUCCGGGAUGGCAGACUGUACGCCUCUGAAAACCAUCAGGAAAUAUUAAAGGACAAGAAGCUGAUGAAGGCUUUCUUUGACGUGCUGGCUCAUCCACAGAACUACUUCAAGUACACAGAGAAACACAAGGAGAUGUUACCGCGCUCUUUCAUCAAACUCCUCCGCUCCAAAGUCUCCAGCUUCCUCAGGCCUUACAAAUAGCCCCCAGGCAUUUCCACCCGCCCCAUGGGCCGCCCUCCAGCCAAGGAAACUUUCUUUUGCUCUUAUUUGAUGGUUUUGGGUUUUUUUUCCUAAACAGCUUUUUAAACAAACAGAAUCCCCAUCUCUCACUAUGCAGACGACUCUAAACAAUUUCUCCUUGGCUUUCUUCAAACUCAUCUCAGCGCUGACUUUGUCUCCAGCAGGGGCGGUCUGUAAUCUCAAGGCAUCCCGUGCUCUGUUCUUUUACUACGGAAGUGCAGCCCAUAACGAUUACCAGUCCCAGCCGGGGAUGCUCCUUCUCAGCCCAAGUGGCCUCUACUUGCCGAGGCAGCUGCGACCUGCUCUGUUUUAUGCAACUUAAGUGUAGCCACUCUGGUUGCCUUUGUGGCCCUUUGGAUAGCCCUCGAUUACUACACAUCUGCGUACAAAUCUGUCUCUGUUCCUAGGCGCCAUAAACACACCUACAGUCGCCUGCACUCCUGGGAUAUAGUUUGGUAUUUUUGUUCCUGCUGUGGGGCUUUCUCCAGCUGCCAAAGCAAAGGAAAGUUGCUGCAGCCAGAAGGGGCUGUUUCUCAAAGAACUGAGCGCAAAGGAAGCCCUGAAUGUGGAAGGUAAUGCCUUAUUUAUCGCAGUGUUGUGGUUUAAAAAUAUAUAUAUAUCAACACAGCUUUGCAGGGGGGAUCGGGAAAAAAAUAUACUUUUUUGUUAAAAAAUAAUACUUAAAAGAAAAAAAAAAAGACAACGCUGAAAAGCAUCACAGCAAAUGGCAGUUCCAGUGGGCAGAAGGGAGAUCUGCAUCUCUCCAGGGAGCUGGGUUGGUCUCUCUGCACUUGAAGAAAGCAUGGCCAAGCCACAUUCUUAUAGAACAAUGGAUGAAUGGGAGAAAAAAGGUAAUGAACAAGAAGCCUUUCAGAUGGAUUCAUUUUUUUCCCCCAUGGACACUUGUGCCAAGAGACCAGACUCUCUUACAAGCUCUGCCAAAGAGUAACUUGUUGACAGAAAAGCAAGCGAUGUGAAGAGCAGGAGUAAAUGUUUGUGCACUAGGAUAUUGUCCUUUCUACCUUUUUCAUAUGUAUUAAGUGCAAUCAUUUGAGUCUUCUUUAUAUUAUUUAGAGGGAAGUUUUUUCUACUAGAAACUACAAUAUUUAUACCUGCCUGAGAAAUGAGAAUGUGUGUUUGUAACAAAAAACAAACCAAGGCUUCAAUUAACAGUGACCCAAACGUGAUGACGUUUUCAGACUUUGGAAUCUUUUCUUCUGAUAUUGGUCCCUAAUAAGGCAAAUCCACUUGAUGUUCCUUUUAUCAUUGAUGCUUUUAUUCCCUCCUCCCCCUUAAAUCUGUUGAAUCUUUCCCUGAUGACUGGAAAGCACAAGAUCUUUUCCCAUCCACAAGUGUCUCCAGUGUGGUCAGUUUGUGCUAGAUCUCCGCUAUUGGAUGCAGAGUUACCAGUUUACACUCGGUUGCUGGUUACACUCCUUCGCUCUGCAGCAUGAAUUCUAGAACCUGGAAUGCUACUCAAAAGACUCUCAAACGUCUGUCAUUUGGGCUAACAGAUCCUCUCUGUUAGCUGCAGUAGUACGGAGGCUUAUCUUGUCGUCGGGAGGUCUCCAGGCAUUAACAGCCUGAUUCUCCUCUCGUUCACUGUAGUGUAAAUCAGGAGUAACUCCACUGAAGUUAAUGGAGUUACAUCAACAUAAAAACAGCAUGAGGGGAAGAAUGAGGCUCCAGACAUAGAUCACAACACUGGAAUAGAGCAGAUUCUGUCCAGUAGAGAACAGUGACGAAAUAUAAGACAUGGAAGCUAGUUUGUUCCGGUGGAGAUUCCCUUCACACUCAUCUCCUGUGUCUCAGUGAACUUCAGUUUGGUUUGUAAGCAGCCCUUGGGGCUGAUCUCACCAGCUUUAGCUGUUGCCUGCUUUAUACAAGUGCUUAUUUAUAUUUUCAUGAAGAAAUCAGCUAAUCUGUUUCCAUUUCUCGAAGAGUUGGAAGAAGCAGGGCUGGAUAUUGAGCCUGAUCCUGGAGGCAUAAUUCCCAUUGACUUUUGUGGGAGUUCUGUGUGAAUUAGGAAUCGACGAAUGAGGUGCAGAGAAAUUCAGUGUCCCCCCCCAAACACGUUCUCAUGACUGCCCAUUUUGCUGGGACAUUGUUGUAUUAAACCACUUGGGGAACCUAAUGGCCAAAGCUGCAUCAGACCCUUAGUUAAUUCAACCUUGAAAAGUCACCAUGUCUUUGGGGGAGAUGCACAAGUGCCAUUGGCGUCCAAUGAAAUGUGCUUCUAAAUCCCUUAGGUGCUUUCGAAAAUCUGCUGCCUCCUGCAGGGGUUCUCAAACUUAGUCACAGUGCAGGCCACAUCUCACUAGGGAGAUUGUCUCGUGGCCAGCUCCCCUUCCAUGUGCAAUCACAGAGCUUCCCGCCAACUCCAGCAGUUGCCGCCAUGAAAAAUACUAAUAUUUAAGCCAGCAUUUUCAAAAGUGGCCACUGAUCUUGGGAGCCUCCCUUUGGAAGCUCAACGUGAGACACCUUAGGCCAGCUGCACUCCUGCUGCUCCCUUUGAUCUCGAUUGGGCUUUAAUGGCUGCAAGUAUCACCUGUCUGUUGAUGUCUUGCCAAUCUCCAUCUCUGCCAUAGCCCCACAUCUCAUCUGAUGUCUCAUCAGCCAAAACUGAAUGUAGCCAAAACUUCUCUCCCAUUAGCACUUCUCCUUUCCCCGUCACUCAGACUUGCAACCUUGAGAUGCUAUCUGGCUCCUCACUCUCCCUUGCCCCAGGCACCCGGACCAUUUCCAAAUCCUGCCACUCCUUCCUUGUGAACCUCAGAGCUGUUCUUUACUUGCCAUCUCCGCAGCCAGAUCUGUCAGGCCCUUAUUAGACUCUUCCUCUCGCCUCCCGUGUCCAUGCGCACCACCGUGCAAAAUGCAGCCACUUAACUCUUCCAUGCAGAUCAUACCACUUUGCUGGAUCUCCAUCCACAAUCAUAUCACCUCUUUGUCUGAGGUGCUACCUAACUCUGCCUCUUCCUUCUUAUCCUCCCUUGUCUGGCUUCAUGUCGCCCCCCCAACCUCCACUAUUCCUGCCCAGUUGUCAGCCUCUAGCACAGUCACCUUUGUGCCUCCUUCUGGGCAGCCUCCUAUGCCUGGUGCAAUCUCAGUGACCACAUCCUGUCCACAUUUAAGUCUCUCUUUACAGACCCACUUCUACCGUGUGGUGAAUUUAGUUGACUUGUGUACAGGUUUCCUAUUUGUUGCUCCACUUCCCGCAGUCUCUGUCUCCUUGUGUCCUUUGACUGUGAGCAACUUGGGGCAGGGACAGUUCCUUUUUGAACAUCCGGAAAACACAUAGCCCACUGGAGGCACCACCACCAGCUGAUUGAUUAUUAUGCAAUACACUCUCAUGUCUAUUAGCAGAUAGAAGGGACAGGGAGCUGGGUUCUGUCUUGAGCAGAUAGCAGCUGAUAUCCCAUAUUUUCUUUUCUCCCAACGUCUGGCUAUACAGCUUUGUUCUACUGCUGCCCCUCGGAGUUCAUUUGCUGUAUUGUAUCAUCCCACCACUCUGCUGAGGGAUGCUCAAUUCUAUCCCCUUCAUCCUGACUGCAUCUCUCAUGAGGGGUUGUGUUUUUUCAUGCCAUCUGUAUAUUUGCUCCAAGUCCUCAGAUAAGAUGGACACCUGUGCACUGAGAUGCCUGUCACAUCACUGGGUCUGCAGCAGGCUCCCUAGGGGAAAAGGCACAAGAUUUAUUUUUGGGGUUCAGAAUGCACGCAGCAGUGCCUAGAGUAUGUAGAUGUUUAAAGGGACAUGAUCAAGUCUAAAGGCCAAAUUUCAGGUAUGGUUUAAAUAAAUCAAUCCCCAAACCUGAUGUACACAGAAGUGUUUCUAGGGCUAUUUAAAAUCACAGAGCCUGUUACAUUUCAAAAUGAGACCGCAGCAUUCUGACCCCAAACACCACAGCUUGUAAGCACUGUGAAACCAAUUGCUCUGGCUUCACUGGCCCCUAGGGGACACAUUAUUUAGGUUCAUCGGACAAGAUUUUGAUAAGUGAUGUGUGAUCUUGGGUGAUUCCUGGGACACCUUAAAAGUGCCCCGCUUUUCAUACAGGGCUGUGCACCCUCCCUCUGAAAAUCAGACCUCAAGGUGAUGGAAGAUGAGCCCUCAUGGGAAGUUCUUGGCCUUUUAAAAUUUUUGUUUGCAUAAUCUGAGGGCCUGAUCUUGCAGCCUUAGUGCCAUGAACAGUCCUUUGACAGCAGACUCGUUGAGGUCUACAGCCCUGAUCCUGUAAAAAUCAUACGUGCUUUGGUAACUAGCCCUUAGUGGCUUCAUUGGGUCUGUUCACUAAUGAGCAUUUGUAGGCAUGGCACUACUCCCUUGAAGGGAUUGCAGGUUCAGACCAUCUAGCUGUUACUUACUCCACAGGUAAAUAAUUAUGUCUUCCAUAAUCUAGAGAGUGCUAUGUUAACUAGUCACUUAAACACAUUUAUUGCAAUGGGAAAUCUUGAUUGUAUUAUGCAGCUAGCUGUUAGGAUGGACAAACAGUUUUGGAGGCCUGAUUCCUAGAACAUGCCACUGUCUGGUGUUCCCUUCAGACAAUCCUUUUGGGGACUAUGAGGAUGAUCUUACCAGAUGUACUGUACACCAUCAAACCCUGCUUCAGUUCCUGCCCCUAGGCAAGAAAAUAGAAAAGGUUUGAAAGGCUGAAAACUGUCACCCACUUUCUGAUGUACUGAAUGUUUCAACGUAGUAAACAAAGGGUUGGUUU
Molecule: messenger RNA, 7768 nt
Organism: Mauremys mutica (yellowpond turtle)
Lineage: Eukaryota; Metazoa; Chordata; Testudines; Geoemydidae
Gene: SCUBE3
Product: signal peptide, CUB domain and EGF like domain containing 3
Exons: 23
Coding region: 15-3020 (1001 amino acids)
Biological process (GO): signal transduction
Cellular component (GO): cell surface
Molecular function (GO): calcium ion binding
Source: RefSeq, a predicted model, not a curated record